CCAACCUAUUCGUCAUGGCUGCUGAAUUACUCUUUCCUAAGCUGGUGAUUUUUGGGGCGUCAGGGCCAACUGGACGUCAUUUGGUACAAAACGCAUUGACAAAAGGUCACUUUGUGUCCGCUGUUGUGAGGAGUCCAGACAAAUUCGACAUCAGUCAUGAAAAGUUGGAAGUUCUUAAAGGAGAUGUGUUUGACUCAGAAUCACUAAAUCCCAUCCUUCAAGGCAAAGAUGCUGUGUUAUCUUGCCUCGGUGCGCAUGGCACAAGUGUCUUUAAACACACAACCUUGUACUCAGAGUCAAUGAAGUCAAUAUCAGCAGCGAUGGAGAGGAAUAAAGUGGAGAGAUUAGUGUGCGUAACAUCGUGGGGCACUCGGAAAGAACCAGGAAAUCCUAAAAUAAUGGAGUACUUGCUCAAGCCGCUGAUAAUGGCCGGAUUCAUACAUGACAUGGCGCUGAUGGAGAGGAUGCUAAUGGAAACAAAGUUGAACUACACCGUUGUGCGUCCCCCAGAAUUAAAAAAUGGUCCGGCUAAAGGAGAUUACGCAGUGCAAGAAGGGCAGAUUGUCCCGAACGCGUCAUGGUCUAUACCAAGAGCCGAUGUUGCCGAAUUCAUGUUAUCGUCGCUUAAUACCCAGGAAUGGGACAGAAAGUGCGUGGCCAUAGGCAGGAAGUCGUGACAUGUGAUAUGAAUGGUAUUUAAAGUAUCUAACUGAUUAUUUAAUACCUUUAUAAGGAAGACUCCCUGUCAGUCAAAUCAAGUAAUAAGGGUCAAGGCCAGGGUCAAAAAAUAGACUUUUGUUUAACAUUAAACAGCUUUCCCUUUUUUUUUUCUUUCUUUCUUUUUUUUUGUGAUUUCUUUUUUAUUAGAUGUUUGAUAGAUGACUGAAACUGACAAACAAUAUCACGGAUAAAAAUACGCCACAACAUAUCCAGGGUUUAGAAACUGAUCUGAGUCAUUUGACGGAUAGUACACGUUGGCGCGCGCUGAAAAAUGAAGGUGAAAAUCAUAACAGGUACUGCACUAGGUUAUCCCUUUUGUUAAAUGGAGAAAGCCAGCAAGUGACUUUAUUUUCCUAUGAAUUACGAGUUUAAAGUCACCAUUCCCACUGACUGUUUCGUAUUGAUACGAAGUCACGUUUUCAAGGGAAAACGACAGUGACGGCAGCACAGAAGGAAAAUGGUAUUGUCAGAGUCAUUCGCGAAUGCGGUUCAGCUUACGAGAUUCUAUAAUUUCGCACAGUGCACGUAUUACGCUAAUAUAAAUGUACAGUAUAAGAUGUCGUUGCACUCUUUAUUGUUAAUAUUACUACAUCAGGUCUUCCUGUAUUAUCGAGUUAUCUAAAGUACUUCAAGUAUUUACUUUGUGUAGUGCUAAAGGACGAGACCACUGUAAACCGUUCCGGGGAGUGUUCUUUGAAGUAAACUCACAGACUUUGGUUAAACGAUUAGCGUCUCUCUAGCGAAAGCUUCCCAGAAACAUGAAGUUUAAUUAUGCCCAUACAGUGCACUCCAGAAAGGCUCCCUAUGAGGUUCUAAAGCCUUUUUUACACGAGACGGGAUCUCCAAUGACCCAAGCGCCAUCGAUUUUUUAAAGCUUUGAAGGGUCACGUUUGUUUUAUUAGCCACUGCCGUCUCUGUAAUGAUGAACUUGCUACGAUUGAGUUCCAUGAAACCGGCUGAAAUGCAAACUGAAUUCCCUCGAUCAGGAGAGCGGCCUGUUCAACGCGAUGGGUUAAAAGAUGGGUGAAUAGUAACUUUCCGCCCCAAGCCUCUACCGCCUUCUUCGAGCACCCAGUUUACAAACAGUACGCCCAAUUUUGUAUUUACAACGACACGGUUAAAAGGAGUUCAAUAUUAUCCACUUUAUCUCUAUAUAUCCAAAACUUCCGUAGUCUCGUGGGUUUUACGAAACUCAUCGGAGAGACUGGUGGGCGCCUUGGAGACAAACUCAGAGCACUUACCUUCUCUUUGGUCAAGACCUCGCGACCAACAGCAUUGUAUUUUAGAAGGGCUUUCAUCUUUAAACCCAUAGAUUUCGCCUGAACCGACUGUUCCUCAACAGAAUCUGCAGUGAAGUGAAUGCUGCACAGACAGCUAGAGUUUGCUGGGUUCACAAAAUCGGAUCACGUGUUUUUCACGGCUCUCGUCCUGGCGAAAUAAGGAUCUUCGGGCCAUUUAUGAAGGCUUACUGCAUCGCUACGUGCAUUGAAACAUCCACCGGCCACACAUCGUUGCGGCAUUAUUGUAUUUUUGGGGCGCUAUUUUGAUUUUGAAGAAAUCCCGGUGCUCCUUUGUAAGAAAUCUCAUCGGAAGUUGAAUGAGUUCUCCCUUCUACGUCACUUUCGUCGGGAGGCAAAGCAUCUAAGCUCCAACCGCGCGUUGAGAAAAGUUUCAAAUUUAAACGAAAACUACGAAAGAUUUACCCUUUUUUUUUUUUUUUUCAGAAGAUCUGUUUUAUUUAAGUUGUUGUCCGUCUUUUCUCAAAAAGUUAUUUCAGGCGAGAGCCAACGUGAUCAGCUGACUCACGAUUACUGUCACGCAAUAUUUUUCUUUAUUUUCUUUCUAAUUAGCUGUGGUGUUCAUAGUCAACUUAGUUGCGGAAAAUUGUAAAGAGCAAGUUUAACGUUGAAUCCUGGAUAAACUCAAAACAUCUUUCGUUUCUAGGGAUAUGUUCAUUAGCGGUGUGACUAAGUGCCCAGUAGCCGGGCACGGUCUCAAAUAGACUAAAUGCCCGGCGCUCAGAAAUCUUUACAGAAUUUCUAUUGAAAGGUUCUAAUUUUUUUAAAAAUCAGAUGUUUGUUAAUUUUUUUUUUUUUAGUGGACAAAUUCUGCGAGCUUGUGCACUGUAUAGACCCCACAAUACCGCUCGGCCAGCCACGAUCUCGAAUAGCCUAAAUGCCCGGCAGUCAGAAAUAUUCAGCACACGAAUAGCCUUUAUGCCCGGCUGUCGGAAACAUCCCUCCGAAUUCCGAGGAAGUACAGAAAACCUUUUUCACGGAGUAUAGGUUUAGACAGCUUGUUUCGUUUUACCGCGAAGUUAGAGGGUCUCGAAAGGCCUAAAUUCCCGCCAGUUGGAAAUGUCCCCCGAAUUCCGAGAAAAGUACAGAAAACCUUUUUCAUCACAGUGAAGUUGUACUUUUAUUCAGUGUAACAGGGCCUCGGGUAUUUAGUCUAUUUGAGACCGUGCCCGGCUGAAAUAUUUAACCCUUUACACCCUAACAUCCGAAUGCAUAUUUUCCAUACAGUUCUCUAUACAUUCCCUAAGGUGCUGACAAAGUUUGUGAUCAUUUCCUUUUUUCUCAUGAUCUUUAUUUUAUUCAGGCGUUUCAUUGUAAGGAGAAAGUAGAUGCCAGUCUCUGUCAGGGGUUAAAGAGUCAGAGUGUCGACAACCGAGGGGAAUGUACCACUGUCCAUUUUCCACCGAAUAAACAGAUUAAUUUUUGGAAUCGCUUUACAUGUCUAAACAAACAUUUAAUAUCAAGUUAGGAAGUUUGACGCAGCCCCAAACAGUUUCUUUAGAAACUAUCAACCUUUAUUCAUUUGUAUUUUGAUUGCUGCGACCACUAACUUUUGUCUUGCCACCGACGCAGCCCCAAACAGUUUCUUUAGAAACUAUCAACCUUUAUUCAUUUGUAUUUUGAUUGCUGCGACCACUAACUUUUGUCUUGCCACCGACGCAGCCCCAAACAGUUUCUUUAGAAACUAUCAGCCUUUACUCUUUGAGAUCGUGCCCGGCUGCCAGGCAUUUGGUCACAUUUAUUUCGGUACUGCCUCGGCUCAGCGCUGAACUCAACUUUCAUCACAAAAGGGGAAAAAAUGUCAGAUCAUCGGCGCAAGUUAUGCUUCAAUCGAUUCAUAUGCAGAAUUGAGAGUCAAGACCCGAAAAACUACCUAACGUUUCCAAUCUCGGGGGCACUGUCAGGAGCUUAGAGGUUAACCCAGUUUACUCCACCAGGAAGAAAAUAUCAUGACGUCUCGAGUAGCUUCUAAUGAUCGUGUUCACAAGGCCAAGCACGUUGGGCAACUCUCCCGACCCUUCAAUCAAAAAUUGUCUUAAAAGCGAGUUUGUUAAAUCCUGGUUGAAUUUUUGGUAGGAAAAAGCUCUAACUAUCGCCUGUUUUAUUCCACCUUCUCCAAAGCCGACCUGUAAUAUCUAUUGUCAAAUGCAGUGGAACCUCGAUUUAACGAACCUCUACAUAACGAAGUCCCCGCUAUAACGAACGAUACGUUUCAGCCCGGCUUAAGUUACAGUAAAAUGUAUGCCACAGAACCUCAAUAUAACGAGCCUCGAUAAAACGAAAUCAUCGUUCUAACAAACACAAUCCAGAAGCCCAAACAUAAUAUACAGAUACCCUGAUAUAACGAACAAAUGGCAACACCUCACCAAAGACAGAUGCGAAACAGACUACAGUGCAGUACUGUACAGUGGUGUUCUUUUGUUUAAAACUGUACACACACUUUAUGUUCAUUAUGACAUAUGACAAGUCAUGCACAAAAGAAAGGGAAUUUCCGCGCUCUUUCUCUUAAAUGAAAGGCGCAUUUUAAUGAAAUGUUUUGAUUAAGCGUCUAGAUGACCAAUUUUAGUUGUAAAGUAAAGAAUGACAAAAAAAUAAGACCAUUUUCAUGGGAAGAAUUUUUGAUUGGGCGCCUUGAUUAGUAAUUUUAGUGGUGAAGUAAGGUUGGUUUUCUUUUGUUUAAAUUUUCUAUUCUGUUAACGUUUUCAAUAUGGUAUUUGACAAGCCAGUUGCAAUUUUUAAAAUUUGGUUGACCCGUUUAGUUUUCGGUGCUGUAGCCACAGGGAGCCCAGACAAGCGACGAGUCUGGUUGUUUAUUCGAAAUAUAAAGGAAUGUAUGGGAGAAUA
Messenger RNA from Stylophora pistillata, 4862 nucleotides. RefSeq names its product flavin reductase (NADPH). The record is from RefSeq and is a predicted model, not a curated record. Lineage: Eukaryota; Metazoa; Cnidaria; Anthozoa; Scleractinia; Pocilloporidae.